Molecule: messenger RNA, 477 nt
Organism: Dacryopinax primogenitus
Lineage: Eukaryota; Fungi; Basidiomycota; Dacrymycetes; Dacrymycetales; Dacrymycetaceae
Product: ribosomal protein L38e
Exons: 4
Coding region: 47-301 (84 amino acids)
Biological process (GO): translation; protein-RNA complex assembly
Cellular component (GO): cytosolic large ribosomal subunit; ribosome
Molecular function (GO): structural constituent of ribosome
Source: RefSeq, a predicted model, not a curated record
GUCGUCGCUGCCCCUACCCCCCUGCUCAUCGACGAUACCUAUCAAAAUGCCCAAGGAGAUCCGCGACAUCAAGGUGUUCCUCGUUCACGCUCACAGAAAAGAUGCGAAGUCUAUCCACAUCAAGAAAACCGUAUCUCGGCACGUUUCCCUCAAGCCGAAGACAAAGUUCAAGCUGCGGUGUUCACGGUUCCUGUACACGCUCGUGCUGGACGACCCGGAGCGAGCGGACAAGCUAGCUGCAAGCUUCCCCCCUGGACUUGAGGUGAAGAAGGUGGAGCCGACGGUUGCUAAGAAGAAGUAGACGAUGUCGUAGUCGUUUGUCAUCUUCUGUUCGCAGGAGUGGGGGGGAUGAGGCACAUUGAGUAAGGGCUGGGCGGUGGGAGACUUCCAUGUCAUCUAUCUACGAGUAUGGCUCUUAUGGAUCAUGUUUGCAAUCCUUCCGCGUGAUGUGCUAAUGGUACAGUGCGGUUGUUGAUC